Messenger RNA from Cucurbita pepo subsp. pepo (vegetable marrow), 1081 nucleotides. NCBI's taxonomy places the organism in Eukaryota, Viridiplantae, Streptophyta, Magnoliopsida, Cucurbitales, Cucurbitaceae. The record is from RefSeq and is a predicted model, not a curated record.
CCGGCGACAGCACCAUCACCAGUUUUCCAAUCGACACCGCCGCCGCCGCUUUGUACGGAAACUCCACAACACUAUUACAAGGCUUAUUAGCCGGCGGAGGCAGCGAGCAACAGCAAGUCUCAGGAGCGGGUAUGAACUUCCCAUACAAUACCCAUUUCGGAAUGAACUCCAACGAGUUAAUGGCGGCAGCAUCAUGGUCGAACUCCAAAGUACCUCCGUUCUUAAGAAACUCACCACCAAAAGGAGCAGCACCGACGCCAGCACAGAGUCAGUUACAGUUUUCUAACAACACAGCAUUCUGGAACGCGUCAGACAUGAAAGACGCGAGGGCGAGUUAUAUUCCGGCGUCGUACAACGCUGCAGCCUUGGCGGGAGAUAAAUCAAAGAGUAGAUCAGAGGGUGGAAAGAAAAGUGGGAAUGAUCAGAAUCAACAACAAACGGGUGGCGGCGCCGGCGGUGGUGGUGUUGGUGGUGCGGUUAAAAGGCCUCGAAAUGAAACGGCGCCGGGAUUGCCAGCGUUUAAGGUGAGGAAAGAGAAGAUGGGGGACAGAAUCACUGCGCUCCAACAACUGGUCUCACCUUUCGGAAAGACUGAUACCGCUUCAGUGCUGUCUGAAGCCAUUGAAUACAUAAAGUUCCUCCAUGAACAAGUCAGUGUAUUGAGCACUCCAUAUUUGAAGAGCGGUGGUGCAGUACAGCAGCAGCAGCAGCAGAAAUGGUGUGAGAAAAGGAAGGAAGGAGAAGGAAAAGAAGAGGAUCUAAGAAGCAGAGGGCUUUGUUUAGUUCCAGUUUCAAGUACAUUUCCGGUGACCCACGAAACCACCGUCGAUUUCUGGACUCCAAGCUUCGGAGGAACCUUCCGAUAAGACACCAAACCCCCUUCUUCUUAUUAUCAUUAUUAUUAUUAAUACUCAAUUAAAACUAGUACAUAUCUUAUCAUAACCCUUCAUACCAACAUUAUUAUCAUUAUUAUUCCUGGAUUUUGAUAAGAUCACCGGGGGAAUGCACCCACUAUUCUCCUCAUUACUGUACUAGUUCUUCCUCAAACACAUAUAUAAUAUCUAUAUUUCUCUUUUUUUUA